Volvox carteri f. nagariensis is the source of this 990-nucleotide messenger RNA. RefSeq lists its product as uncharacterized. The transcript is spliced from 6 exons. NCBI's taxonomy places the organism in Eukaryota, Viridiplantae, Chlorophyta, Chlorophyceae, Chlamydomonadales, Volvocaceae. Bases 1 to 732 code for a protein of 243 amino acids. Gene Ontology annotation, molecular function: intramolecular lyase activity. The record is from RefSeq and is a predicted model, not a curated record.
AUGCUGGAAACAAAAACAUGCCGGCCAGGCUUGUGCUCUCUCCGGGGCUGUAGUAUCCCUACCGGAGCUGAUCUCACUGUGCUUUCCCUCCAUUCGUUCUUCUGGCGCCACCGUGCGGACACCAUUACCGCUCUUCUCGCAGUGUACGCUCUGGGCAUCUACGUGGACGCGCCCGCGGCCAAGUCGACCCUGUCAGCAUUUAAGAAGAAGCCCGUGGAGGACUUGGUCAAGGACCAGAGCUUUUAUGACGCCCCCCAUCAGCACUGCCUGCCUGGAUCUUCUGCCGGUUGCCUGCCUCCCCACCCUUUCCGCGCCUGCCCACACGCCUAUCCGCCUGUUCACGUCGUGGUCCCAGCCGUGGUGGCGGCCCCCAAUGUGGAGAAGACCCUGCGACUGGUGAUCAGCUCACGACUGGUGGACCGCAAGAAGUUUCUUGAGGCGCUGGAGGAGCGUCUUGCUCCCAGGCUGAAGCAGGCCGGCGAGCCAGGGACGCUGGAGGAGUUUCGCAAGCAGUUCGACGGAGUGCACUUCGAGAGGGGCCUCGAGAUCGCCUUCACCUGCCCGGACAACAAGAAGCUGGUCACCAAGGUCGGGGGACAGCAGAAGGGCACCAUCAGCUCGGGUGCUCUGUGCUCCUCCCUCUUCGACAUCUACUUAGGAUCUGACCCGGUCUCUAAUGAAGCCAAGACGACCUUCGGCAAGAGCCUUGCCGCCAGUUUCCACGAGCGCUAAAGAGGAGGAGGCGACAGGGUGAUUGCCGUUUUGCUGCAGCAGUCUCCGCCUUCGAUUCGUUUCCUUCUUAGCGCCAUCGCUCGGUCAAGAUUGCCCGUUCCUUUACAAAACAAGUAUUACUAUUUCACUGGACCCUAAGAGUUGCUGCAAUAUGAGCACCAACCGCUGACGGAUAAAGCUCAUGUGCCUGAAGAUUGAAGCUCAUGGCGUCGUCGGUUGGCGAUAAGGAUUCAUGAGCUUGUAAGGACAGACGAGCCC